AUGCGUGGGCUCGUGUGGAUUGUGAUUCAGCUUGCGCUCCUGUGUGCGCCUGCACUCGUGUGCGCGAGCGAUGCGCCGCUCAUGGCGUUCAUGUCGCCACGUGCACAGACCAACGUUCUUCGCGCCCCGGCUCCGGGCGCCCUCGCCCAGCGCGGACCCCAAGUCUCGGCGGACCACGCGGUGAAGCGCCUGAUGCACCACUGCGACUCGGCGGGUGUGCCGGAGAUGUGCGGUAUGGAUGCGCUCGUGCAUCUCGAGGUCGACUCGCUCGACUCCAAAUCGUUUACCAAGCUCAUGGGCAACCAGCCCCUCUCGCUCCGGAAGCGCGUGCUCGAGUCCCAAUACCAGAUGGUGCUCCCGGCCAUGGACCAGAGCGAGUCGAGCUUCGGCGAGAGCCUCCUGAAGGCGAUCCAUGCGCAGUGCAGCGGAUGGCGCACCGCGUCGCGUCUCGCCGACGCGGACGCCGAGCAGCCGACGCUGUUCAAGAUUAGCACGAGCAACCUGCAGGAAAAGGAAUCGGAUAUCACGGCUACGCUCCUCGAGCUCGACGAGGCAUACCCUUCGCACGUCGUCGUUGUGAGCGCUGCGCAGCCGCACAUGCUCAACAAGCGCCGCAUCCCGGUCAAGCCGGAGCAGCUGCAGUCGCACGGCAAGUUCCUGGAGCGGUACCAGCUCUUUAACACUACGACGGUGCUCUCGAUCGGCGUUGCUUCGCUCCUGAUCUUUUUCUCUUUGAUCGCGGUGAUGAUGAUCGCUGGCACCGAGUCGCCUGAUAAGCUCGGCGCCAAGACGGGUGUCUCCCAGGAGAAGAAGCGCCAGUAG
Messenger RNA from Malassezia japonica, 822 nucleotides. RefSeq lists its product as uncharacterized. The coding region runs from base 1 to 822 and encodes 273 amino acids. The transcript has 3 exons. NCBI's taxonomy places the organism in Eukaryota, Fungi, Basidiomycota, Malasseziomycetes, Malasseziales, Malasseziaceae. The record is from RefSeq and is a predicted model, not a curated record.